This is a messenger RNA of Symphalangus syndactylus (siamang), 1358 nucleotides long. It is a transcript of the gene C18H22orf23, whose product is annotated as chromosome 18 C22orf23 homolog. NCBI's taxonomy places the organism in Eukaryota, Metazoa, Chordata, Mammalia, Primates, Hylobatidae. The record is from RefSeq and is a predicted model, not a curated record.
AGCUGCCAGCUCCAGCAGCCCAGAUCGCGCAGUAUUAUUGCAUGGCACCUGUGCGGAUGCGGCUGUAAAGCAGUGGUCACCGUCUCCGGGAGCCCACUUCUAUGUGGAGAGGGGAGCACCCAGAGAGGGUCUUAGGGUGAAAUUUCAAUUUUGGCGUAUCACUCAGUGGGUACUGUCGUGACUAUGGCUAUGUUAACACUUCCUUCCUCCCGAGGAGACCUCCCUGCCACAGGCGCUGGAGUCCUCCCAUGGCUUCACAGAAGCAGAUGGAGGUAGUGACCAAAGGAACUGGGUUCCGGCGCCGCCCCAAGACGACCACUUACACCCCGGGGACCUGCGAGCUGCUCAGAGUGAUGAUGAAGGAAUCCAAACUGACGAAUAUCCAGCAGCGCCACAUCAUGGACAUCAUGAAAAGAGGAGAUGCUUUGCCCCUACAGUGCAGCCCAACAUCCAGCCAGAGGGUCUUACCUUCCAAGCAAAUAGCCUCGCCCAUCUACCUGCCUCCCAUCCUCACAGCCCGUCCCCACCUCCGGCCUGCCAACAUGUGCCAAGCCAAUGGGGCCUACAGCCGGGAGCAGUUCAAGCCUCAAGCCACCAGGGAUCUGGAGAAGGAGAAACAAAGACUCCAAAAUAUCUUUGCCACGGGGAAGGACCCAGAGGAACGGAAAAGAAAGACCCCUCCUGCACGACAGGAGGUUCCAGCCCCUGAGCUAGACCAAUUUGAAGAGUUGGUGAAGGAAAUCCAGGAGAGGAAAGAAUUCCUGGCUGACAUGGAGGCCCUGGGACAGGGCAAACAGUACCGAGGAAUCAUCCUUGCUGAAAUCUCCCAGAAACUCCGGGAAAUGGAAGACAUUGACCGCAGAAGGAGUGAGGAACUUAGGAAGGCUCUUACCACCACUUCAUCUGUCUCCAGAGACGGGCAGGGUAGCCCAAGCUCGACCACUGGAGUCCACUCCUCUGCCAGGCAGGGCCAUCCUCAGGCUAGCCCAUCCUACCAGCCUUCAGCCACGUCAGAUGGUGGCACAGCACUGCCCUGCAGUACCCCAAGGCAUACUCCGCAGCCUAGCCCCUGCCCCGGAAUGCAGUUGGAGCCUCAGACUCACAGCCCCAUCCACAGAGAAGCAAGGCCCGAGCAUCCCUACUAGGACGUGUGUCUAUAGGUAUCCACUGGGCCUGCUUCCCAACACCUCUGGCCUGUGGCCUGCUCAUUUAGUUUUCUGAAUUCAGGAAUGAAUAUGAUUCCUUUCUUCCUGUUUUAGGAUUUACUUAUUUGAUUUCUUACCGCCUUAGGCAAGUAUUCAACCACAAUGAUUAACUGGCCAAUAAAACAUAUUUAACGUGGGUCAUUACAAGCACCA